UAUAUAAUAUCUUUACUACUGUUGUGCUUUCAAUACAGAACAAGUGCAGGUGUGUCUCUGUGUGGUCGGCAUCAAUAUGUAGCAUCCAUUCAUGUGCUGGUAUGUGUCUGCAGGGCGUUAACCGGAUGGUGAAGGAUGCUCAAGUGGGACGUGACGGCGUACGGAGGAAAGACUGGCACGACUACGAAGCAAUCAAAAGAGACGCCUCUCGCUCCGGUAAUGGAGAACAGGGGAAGGCGUUCCCCCUCACAGAUUCUGACCGGGUCGAUCAGGCGUACAGAGAGAACGGAUUCAACAUUUACGUCAGUGACCGGAUCUCCCUGAACCGCUCCGUCCCCGACAUCCGACAUCCAAACUGCAAACUGAAGCUGUAUUCAGAGAAGCUGCCCAACACCAGCAUCAUCAUCCCGUUCCAUAACGAGGGCUGGUCGUCGCUGCUGAGGACCGUUCACAGCAUCCUCAACCGCUCUCCUCCACAGCUCAUCGCCGAGGUCAUCCUGGUCGACGACUUCAGCGACAAAGAGCACCUAAAGGCAGCGCUUGAGGAGUACAUGGUGCGGCUGCCGAAGGUUCGUAUCCUGAGGACGAAGAAGAGGGAGGGACUGAUCAGGACUCGGCUGCUGGGAGCCGCCGCCGCUAAAGGAGACGUCAUCACUUUCCUUGACUCUCACUGUGAGGCCAAUGUCAAUUGGCUGCCUCCGCUGCUGGACCGAAUCGCCCAGAACAGGAAGAUCAUCGUGUGUCCGAUGAUUGACGUGAUCGACCACGACAACUUUGGCUAUGAGACUCAGGCGGGAGACGCCAUGCGAGGAGCGUUUGACUGGGAAAUGUACUACAAACGAAUCCCCAUCCCUGCAGAGCUGCAGAAGGACGACCCCAGUGAACCCUUCGAGUCUCCAGUGAUGGCAGGCGGACUGUUCGCCGUGGACAGGAAGUGGUUCUGGGAACUGGGAGGAUAUGACACGGGUCUGGAGAUCUGGGGAGGAGAACAGUACGAGAUCUCGUUCAAGGUGUGGAUGUGUGGUGGUCGGAUGGAGGACAUCCCCUGCUCCAGGGUGGGACACAUCUACAGGAAGUACGUCCCCUACAAGGUUCCUGGAGGGGUCAGUCUUGCCAAGAAUCUGAAGCGUGUGGCCGAGGUGUGGAUGGACGAAUACGCUGAAUACAUCUACCAGCGCCGGCCCGAGUACCGCCACCUGUCGGCAGGAGACAUGACGGUGCAGAAGGAUCUGAGGAACCAGCUCAACUGCAAGAACUUCAAGUGGUUCAUGAGCGAGGUGGCGUGGGACCUGCCCAAACACUACCCACCGGUGGAGCCCCCUGCUGCUGCGUGGGGGGAGAUCCGUAACGUGGGCAGUGGAAUGUGUAUGGAGAGUAAACACUUUGUGUCAGGGAGCCCCAUCCGUCUGGAGAGCUGCAUCAAGGGACGGGGAGAGGUGAGCUGGAGCCAUGGACAGGUUUUUACGUUUGGCUGGAGAGAGGACAUCCGGGUGGGCGACCCCAUGCACACUAAAAAGGUUUGCUUUGAUGCCGUCUCCCACAACAGCCCCGUCACCCUGUACGACUGUCACGGCAUGAAGGGCAACCAGCUGUGGCGCUACAGGAAGGAUAAAAGUCUGUAUCAUUCCGUCAGUAACAGCUGCAUCGACAGCAGCCCGAACGAGCGGCGAGUCUUCAUGAACACAUGCGACCCGUCCUCGCAGAGCCAGCAGUGGCUGUUCGAGAGAACCAACGCCACCGUGCUGGAGCAUUUCAACCAGGGCGCCAACUGAGGCGCUCCAGUGUCCAAGAGAAAAUAACUUUUGACACACGAAGACGCCGAUCUGCUGCUGCUGCUGCUGCUGGGAAAUGGGAUUUUACGUUUCCUCUGGUUUCCUUGUUUACCUGGCGCUGAGGUUUCAGCUGUUUCUCUUCGGGGCGCUCGGAAUGAGGCAGGAUGGGAAACUGUCGGGGGGGUUGGUUAAACACAUCAGUUAGAGGAAAGACUGAGUUGAGCUCUGACUGAUGCGUUUGUGUAUCAAAGUGACUUUGUGCGUUUGUUGUACCACAGCGGCGCCGUGGCACCGGGUCUGUCUACUUCCUGAUUUUGCUGUUGAUUAGUCGUUUCACGUUCCUCUCCUCUCUAUUCUCUUCUGUUUAUUUCUUUAUCCAUCUCCUCUCCCUCUGUUUUUCCUCCCUUGGUUUUCACCUCUGUCCAUCCACGUUUAUCCUCUGUGUCCAUUUCUUUCCCCCCUCUUGUCUCCGCUGAUCUCCCUCAGCCUGCACGUCCGUCUCUAUCUGCCUGCAUGACUGCACCUUUGCCCACCUUCUCCAUUGUCCCUCUCAAAUCCCCUCAUGUCUCUGCAGCUCUGACAACCUCCCUGGAGGGGAGGGGAGGGGAGGGGAGGCCAAAGUCAUCGUGACACCUGGGUGAAGCCAGGCAGAACCACUCUGAAAAUCACCAGGUGAACUGAUUCUCCCUUAUCCACCCUCUGUUCCCCUCCUCCCUCCCUCCCUCCCUCCUCCGCCCCUCGGCCUGAGACUCUCUCGGCUCGCUCUCCUCCUGUCUUUGGAUGUGGGCAGCCGCAGCUUUGAAUGUAGCAGGUGGAAGUUGACAAAGAAAUAAGGAGAUUUGCCUCCUUCCUCGCUCCUUUUCCUCCUCUUUCCUCGCUGUAUUUAUCGAUGGAUUGUUUGUCGCUGUGCCACAUUCUAUUGUUCCUCCGAGGCGAGCGCUCAUCUUAACACCGGGGUUUAUGCAAGUGGACCAUUAGUGGCGAAGGGCUUGUUUGUUGUUGCGGUUGUGAUGGGGGGGGGGGGGGCAGGAGCUGCUGUCACACCGACUCUCUGCCUCGCCCUCUCUGCUCCGAGCUCAGUCGCCCAAACGACCUCGUCACAGACGGCCGAGCACGGGGUCACGUCCGCUGGUGGCUUGAUAACCAGCUACGUGACCGGCAGGCCAGCUGAUCCACGGCAGGGCCAGCUGAUUGGCCGGUUGCCGAGCUGACACAUCACUUUAGCGAACAGAGAGACGGACGGUUUGGGCUCCGGGACUGAGACGGAUGUGAGGCUUUAAAAUGCAUAAAGCACUUGUGUCAUGAUAAACUUGAAUGAAAUCUUAGUGCCUUGUUGGAAGAGGACUUGGUGUGUGUGUGUGUCUGUGUGUGUAUAUGUGUGUGUGUCCAGAAAAGCGUAGGAAACAAUUCAAGGAAAAACUGGAAUCUUUAUCCAGAGACGUCUCCUCCCGACUCGUCGGAGCAGAACCGGAGUUAAGGGACGUGAAGGCACCGCAGACUGUUUUAAACAAACGUGUGUAACUGCUGGCUGUGAAUAGAGCUAAAAAAAAACUUUUCUUCUCCAUCAUACUUUCUCCUGCCUUGAACUACAGCCCUGAGAAGACCUCUGUUAUAUUUCAAUCACGAUGCUGUGUUUGCUUUUAUUUUUCCACUUUUACAAUCCAAAGUCUUUUUUAUGGGAAAGGGAAUUAUUGUUGUUUUCCACCUGUUUGAAUCCCUGUUGUUUUUUUUUAAUAAUUUAAUGUUCCGUCCCCUGCACCCACUCUCUCAUCAGAUGUUAUAGAGCAGACCUACACCAUGUACACGUUGUCCCGCCUUUUAAUAAUCAGAUUCAGGUUUUGUGCUGUGGUAGAUUUUUAACCAAAACCAAAAAGACGCAUCUUUUAACUAUCCUUAGUCAUUAGAUUUUUAUGUUGUCGUAACAUCUAGUUUUCACACAUUAAGUCUAAUAAAAGUGAAGAUAGGUGUUCUAUAGAAAAUGUGGAUUUCACAUUUUAUCAUCAAUUCAAAUAUUCGUCAUUAUCAAGAUUUUGCAUCACAAACCUGAAUUAACACAAAUCCCAGUUGAACACUUGGAUUAGAGUAGAAUUGAUGUUAUUAUACCAGUGAGUAGAAGAAAGACGUCUCUUCGUAGUGAUUCAAUAAUUUGACUUUAAAGGUCUUUGCACACUAUUAUCUUUCAAACCUGUAUCGUUCUCAUCAGCGACAGAAUUUCCCUGAGCUUUUAUUAAGUUUGUCUUUCUCAAGAAAUAAACUGUUUGAUGUACGUCCUGAAAUAAGUCGUGAAGCUGCUGCGAUAAAGUUGAACCAGUGAAACUCACCACUUUCUCCCGUCUUCAUAAAUAUUGGUUGUAGAAGUAUAUUUCAUCAUUUUUUCUUUUUAUUAUAUUCUUUAUUGCUUGAUGCUGAUCCCCUCUCUCUCUCUUCUCGAGGCAAGAUUUUAAAAUCCUCGUUAUUUAUUCACUAAAUCACGUCAUAAUAUUCUUCAGAUGUGUCGUCAGUUUCAUCAGACGUCAGUUUUAAUUAACGAAAAGUAAUUCAUCAGUUUUAACUCUUCCCCGGUGCUCACUCCGUAACUUCACUUUCUCUCGCCCUUACCUCUUUGACUUUCACACUCCGCCGCAACUCGCACAUGUUCACUUUGUAAAGAGAUGAGUCACUGUCUCAGACCACUGCUGUAGCCUUGUUUCCAUGACGACAGCAACACGUCUGACCUUUUCACGCCCCCUGAUCUCGAACAUUUCCUACGUUUCCUCUUUACUUCAACACUUAGUCACGGUGACGGUGUUUUAAAAUCAUUUUGGGAUCAUUGGUGCAUUCUGGGCGGUUUCAAUCACUUUAUUUUGAAGGAUGAUUCACAUAUUGUACUGGUUUAUAUACGAGGGUCGAAAUAAGAUUCUGGUUUAAAUAUCGUUAUUUAUCUGAAAGAGUUUUUUAUCGAUAACAUCUGAUUUGCUCGGACUCCACUGAGCUCAUGUCACAGAGUUUGACAAAUGACUUAUCGACCAUAAUGCAUUUUAAUUUAACGUAUAAAGAGUUGACAGAAGAGUCAAAUCAGGGGCCAAAUGGGAUAAAAGACGACAAAUUGAUCAAUAUUAUCUAAAGAGUCAGAAAAUAAUGACCUGUAAUGUGAAAGUGAUUUUCUGCAGACAAUCAUUCUGCAGAUUUCAGUCUUAGUUUCCUUUUCAUGCAUCAUUUCAGACACUUUCUUAAAAACUUGGCUCCAUGUAGAAAUGUUCCCAAAUUAACAGGGACUCCAUUACAAGUCGUUAGUUUGUAAACUGUUGUGAUGAUCUGGUCCAAAGGGUUCAGAGCAACAUGAUGUGAAAUUAAAUCAAAUUAAACAAACCACCAUCGCUUUUCAUUUUGGUUUUACAAGACAUUAAAAAAUAAAUACAUUUCUGUCCAGAGACAGAAGUUGAAUUUCUGGAGGAUCCUCAUUCAGCUUAUUUUAUCUUUCUGUUGAUCAUGUCAAGUUCUGUUACGUCAUGUAUGUUUGUUCUUUCUCCCCUUCUUCCCUUUGUGGUUAAUUAUUAAAAACAUCAUUACUGUGGCUCCUUUAUAUGAAAUAUAAUUAUUUUAAUAUCCACUAUGAUUACAAACGUAUUUUCCUGUGAUAUCGAAAUACAUUUUUUUCCCAUCAUGUUGUAAAAAUCAGUUAUUUUCUAAGAGUAAAAGGUUUUUAAUGUCCAGCAUAGGCCAGCUACACAACAUUGUGUACAUGUGUGUUUGUGUAGGGACGUGUACAUUUUGUAUCUCAUGAAAAGAAAAGAUCCAGUAUUUUUUUCUACUGACAUUGCAACUGUAAAAGUGUAUUUAGAUAUUUAACAGACUGUAUGAUCAAACUGGAAUUGUAUGAUAUUUUUUCUGGACAUUGUAAAA
Molecule: messenger RNA, 5654 nt
Organism: Paralichthys olivaceus (Japanese flounder)
Lineage: Eukaryota; Metazoa; Chordata; Actinopteri; Pleuronectiformes; Paralichthyidae
Source: RefSeq, a predicted model, not a curated record